Molecule: messenger RNA, 4724 nt
Organism: Solenopsis invicta (red fire ant)
Lineage: Eukaryota; Metazoa; Arthropoda; Insecta; Hymenoptera; Formicidae
Gene: Schip1
Exons: 12
Coding region: 270-3098 (942 amino acids)
Biological process (GO): positive regulation of hippo signaling
Cellular component (GO): plasma membrane; cell junction
Source: RefSeq, a predicted model, not a curated record
CCUCUCGGCCUCGCUGUUCGCAGUCUCACACGCAGUCUUCUCUCGCUCGCGCCGUAUAUCAGGAGCGCUCGUCGCUGCACUUCCUUUUGUAUUUUAAAUUCUCCUAGCGUAGUGUUCGUCGCGGAAUUUUCGUAUUCUCGCUCGCUUGACGAGCGCAUUUUCGAGUGCGACAAGCUUAGUUCGAGGUUCUUAUCAGACGACGCUCCAAGAACAGCGAGAAGAGUCGUCGACGACCUAGCGAUUCGAAGAUACGAGGCUGCUCGAUCGAUAUGCGACUCAGGGAAUCCGUCGCAAUCUCGGUGCCGCUGCAUCCUGUUCGACUGAACAACAAUAACCAGCUCCGCAGGCACAGCCCGAGCCGGAGCGUCAUCGUCGGAACGGUCGACGUCGGCAGCGGCAGCGGCAACGCUGGUGGUGCUCGUGAUCGUGAGAUCGACGAUCGCAACGAGAACGCAACCCCGCAGCAAGAGCCGGGUAGCACCCGCGCCGCCAAUACAACCUCGCAGCAGGAGCCGGGAAACUGGGAUUUCCCGAACGACGAGUCGUCGGCAGCGGAUUUCCGGCUGGCCGAGGACACUACCACGUGGUCUUCCUUGGCGGUCGCGCGCGACAAUGUGCAACAAAGCAAUCUGUCGUUGACGUUGACGCAGCACACCGUCAACGUCAAUAAUAAUCUCACCGAGUCGAAAGUACGGAGGAACAGCUCCGUCGAUAGCCUAGUCGAAUACGAAGGCACGAUCGGAGAGCAAUCCACCAACGUAAACAACAACAAUCUAACCGAGCUGAGGAUACUAAGUAGCAGCUCUAUCGAGAGUCUCGCCGAAUACGAAGGGCGUAACUCUCCGCAUGAGAACUCGUCGCACGAGCUGACACCGUCCGAGUGGUCAGACUGGUCCGAGGAAGGGAACCUGCCGGCGGGUUGCCGCGGUAUCGUCAAUCCCAACUACCCCGGCUUUCAGCAUCUAGCGCCUUCGCUUCUGUCGGACACCGAUUUGACCGAAGACGAGCGCGACAGCUGUUCCGAUCACCACCACCACCACCACGACGACGACGACGACGACGACGAGGUGACCCCGACGACGAGGUUGCCAGAAAACGACAACGAGUACAACAACAACAUCGACGACAGUAUCAAUCAUCUCUGCGGUCAGCACCACGAUCGCAAGAUUUUCUACGAAAAGCCCAAGUUUAAUAUACAGACUGUGACCUCCCUAUACGAGGCGGUGGUGCCGCCUUCGGAAAAGUGCAUCAACUACGUAAAGAGCGUGGAGAUCUCUAGAUCCGAAGAGAAGGCGCUUUCGCCGGAGCCGGAGCCGGAGCCGGAGCCGGAGGAGGUCGUCGUGAACGGCAUCGUCGAGGCGGAGACCCAUCUGACGCUCCUGGACGAGCGGGAAGAGAGUUUGGCUAAUCAGGUGGACGAGCGCGCUCCCGAAUUGUCGCAGGUGACCUUCGAGGGUAAACGUCAGAGAGAGGUACCCGUCGAGGUCGAGCUGGUGGAGUUAACCACCAGCGUGAACGAAAGUCUACAGUUUCCGGAGAUUGAGCAGAUCUUGGAUUCCGGAAAGACUAGUGAAAUCGGCGAGACGGAGGACGUUGCGGUGGAGCACAUCGACCUAAUACGCGAGGCAAAGGAGUUGCCUCACCCAGAUCGAUCCAAAAUAGGCAACCGUCAGCUGGUGACGACGACGUCGACGUCGACGGGCGGUUCGGCCGCCGACGACGACGACGACGACGACGACGAAUCGGAGAGCAACAGCGACUACUCCGAAGGCUUCGCCGAAGAGCGGCCGACAUACACGAAACUGGAGGAAAUCGAUUUGCUGUCGAGCAUCGGCCGUGACAUCGGCGUCGAUCUCGAAAAGUACGCUCAACCCGUACCAGACGUAGUCGCGAUGGAAUCGAUCGAAAGUAUACGCCAAUCGCGACCCACCUCGAUCAUCAAGGAUCAUCAAGUGGACACCAACAAGUUGUUGGAUCGUCAACUUUCGGAAGCCUCCAGCGCCGACGUUCGUAAGAAGGAGAAGAUGGCCAAGAACCAGGCCAAACGCCGUCAGCAACAGCAGCAGCAGCAGCAGCAGCAACAGCAACAAUCGCGAAAUUCCAACUCUCAGAGACGUCCCGAUAAACGCAGAAUUAACAUCGAUAACGGAUCUGGUGGUUUCGACGUUUACAACAUCGAGACAGCGAUGCCAAAGAUCGAUCUGGACGCGAUCGAGUCGCACCUCAGAGCUGCACGCGAGGAAGAACGUCGACGACGAAAUGAUCGCGAGGAAAUCAGAAGGAGGCUCGCGAUGGGACCUGAUGCCGAAGAUUUGCGCGCUGAACGUGGACGAAAACCUAGUCUGCAGUCGCGUCUUCAGAGUGGAAUGAAUCUCCAGAUUUGCUUCAUGAACGAGACAUCAUCGGACACCGAGUCCCCGGGUUCUGAAAAUGACACAUCGCCCGGAUCUACGCCUACGUCUCUUGGCUCGAAGCAACUCGGCGGAAAGCAGCAGGCACCGAUAAGACCACAGAUGUUGAGUCUUCCAUCUUUUAGACUCGAUGCAGGCGCAAACUCCAUCCCGCCGGUCGACGAAGCCGAUUUCUUCGCGCGGCAAGCUAGACUGCAAACCGAAGCGCGAAUGGCUCUGGCACAGGCCAAGGAAAUGGCACAUAUGCAAAUGGAAGUGGAGAGGCAGAGGUUGAAACAAAGCCCCAUCACAGAGAUGGUGCGAUGCAGCUUGGAAAAAGUCGGUGUACAGCUGGGAGAAGACAGACGUAGAUUGUCUCGUGUACUUCUCACGGAGUUGAAUGUCGCACAACUGCAAGUAGUGGCGAAUGACUUGCACGCGAGGAUCGCCGCAUUAAAUGAGGCGCUCGUUGAAGGACUGUUGAGGAGAGACGAUUUGCAUAUGGAGCAAGAUUCGAUGCUCGUUGAUGUGGAAGACCUUACUCGAUACUUAGGUGCCAAACAGGAAUCGUUGAAGAAGAAACAUCAAAACAUGCAGCAGGGGGCAAAUCGGAAUCAUCAGCAAUCCUCUCCAGCUCUGGCAAAGCUGUCGAUGAAACCGAAAUUGACGCACUUGAAUCGCGGCCUGGUUGCUUUUGUAAGAAAAUAAUCCUUCGCCACGAGACUGCGCAGUCUCGUUGGAAAUUAAACGUUGAGCGGAGAGGGGCACCACAGACUUUCAAUUAUAAUACAAAGGCGACGAAAAGAAGUAAAUUUUUCCUUUGAGAAAAGGAGAAUUUGUUUUGUUUUGGAAGGUGAAAAGGAGGGAAGAUGAAGAAACUUUCUUCGAUAGACGAAAAUAAAAUUUUCAUUAGGGGAAAAAAAUGAAGAAAGCUUCUUCAAGAAAGAAGAUGAAAGAUCUCUUUUUCAAGAAAGGAUGAUAAGGAAACUUUUUCUCUCGAAAGGAAAAAUUGUCAAACGUAAAAGGAUGAUUGCAUCCCUCACGUGUGCUAUAGAGGCCGUGGUGUCCACGAGAACUCUAAGAAAACGUAACGAUUAGCUCUAAUAAGGAUAAUAGAGGGAGAGCGGUAAAUAUUUAUCCCCCAAAUUUCCAAGAAAAUUUCCAAUUUUUACAGCUUCGUCGCGUGGUUAAUCACGUGGAAAUAGAAAGUUACGUAUGUAUGUACGUACUGCACAAGCGAGCAAAGCAACGAUCUUUCGUUUGUACUUUCAUUCGAGAUUCUCCGUUUCUUUCUCUUCAUCUCCCUCUCGUCUCUACUCGCUCGGAUUAUGCCUCUAAGCUCAGAUUAUGUCCCAUGACAUGCAUGCAUGUGUCUACGAAUGUAUCGAUUAUUAUUCGCCUUUAAAUAAUAGCGUUUUAUUAGUGAGAACGGCGUAUCCCUUCUCUGUUGUACAUAUAAUAAAGAUUUAUAUCAGAUUAUUGCCGUAUCGAGAUUUCACAUGGUAUUUAAAGAGCGCUUCGUUCCGGUCGUUCAAAGUAAGUCGUUCACGCGUGCGUUGAUGUGAUGUUAAUAUUUCGUAAAUAUUGUAUUUCAUAAAUAUGUUAAUAUAUCGUAUUAAUUUAAUUGCGUGUAGAGUAUUUGAACAACAAAUUUCUGUAUCUUACGAAUCCAUCCGUAGAUUUAUGAAUUCAAUGAGCCCAUAAAUAUUCGGAUAUGUAUACCUUCGAUAGCUUCGAUAGAUCUCUAAAUCUAUUAAUAAAAAUCAUCAGCUAACUAAACAAAUACUUAACGUACAAUUCGUCGUUUCACCCGGCUUGAUUGCACGAAAUAUCAAUGAAACGAUAAACCAGUUUUCAUCUAUCGAAAACGACGAAAAGAGUCACUAUACUUUCUUGAACACAAUGCGCGCGCAAGGAAAAGUAUAAGGAAGAUAAACGCCAAUGACAAAAGCAGAGAGCAAUGACCGUGGAGAACAAAAAUCGCGUUACAUAUCCAAAUAGAAGAUCUAGUAUGCAAAAAGCGAUUAAUUUCUGUGUGUGUGUGUGUGUGUGUGUGUGUACACACACACACACACACACACACACACACAUUCCCACAUAUAGAGCAAAAUUGUGAAAACGUAAUCGGAUAGAGAUAUUUCAUCGAGUGUACUGCAUCACCAAUUUACUCGUAUGUAGAAUCAUCCCAAAACGAUUUGGAAUUCAAAAUUAAAAUUCUUCAUCAAUAUAGAUUACUCGACUCUUGCAUUGUGUUAUUUUUGCAUGCUGGUCUCACAUGAUCUCAUUCAUACGCAAGACUUCAAAUGUAACCGAAAUAAAUUUUAAUGAAUCUAA